This is a messenger RNA of Ilex paraguariensis (yerba mate), 291 nucleotides long. The record is from the annotation of a GenBank genome assembly. NCBI's taxonomy places the organism in Eukaryota, Viridiplantae, Streptophyta, Magnoliopsida, Aquifoliales, Aquifoliaceae.
AAGAAGAAGGAAAUCGAUGGGAAAGUGGAAGAGGUAAUUGUUCCUUUGUCUGAGAAAGGGGGUCAGAAAGAGGGUUUGGUGUUGGAGAAAGGAGAUCAUUCAGGAAAGGAUAAGGAGGUGGAUUUGGGAAGUGCUCAGUUUUUUGUUCCUGAGAAUCUGUCUGCAGUGCAGGAGAAGGGCCAAAGAAAGGAUGAUGUUCAGCAUAUUGUUCCAGAAUCCAAGGAACAAAAUGUUAAUGUUGUGGAAAUUUCUAAGGAGCAGGAGGUUAAUUUUUCGACUCUUCCUAUUUAG